AUGACAGAGGUGCGCAGCGGCUCUGACUCGGAGACGGGCGAGAGGCGGCGCCACAGUCGCCGCGGCACGCUGAGCGAAGUGGCCGAGCAGCGGCUGCGCCAGUCUGGCCGCCAGUCGGCCGUCUCCAUCGGCUCGGGUGUCGAGGGCUCGGCAGUGCUUGCCGAUUACACCAGCCUCGACAAGCUGCAGAAGAAGGUCAGUCACCCGCUGACGUUGGGGGCGCUCCUGCUGUCGGGUGAGGGAUGCCGGCUGCUGGAGGAGGUCAGUCACCUGCUGAUGCCGGAGGCUCUCCUGCUGUCGGGUGAGGGAUGCCGGCUGCUGGAGGAGGUCAGUCACUUGCUGACAUCGGAGGUGCUCCUGCUGUCGGGUGAAGGUCGCCGGCUACAGAAGAAGCUGGGAGAGGUGGAGGAGAAGCUGGACGUGUUGGACAUGGCGGAGAUGCUGCCCAAGCUGCGGGAGUUCCAGCAGGCGCUGAGCGGCUCGCAGGAGGAUGUGCAAGGUCUGUGGCAGUCGCUGCAGCUGAUGAAGAAGGUGGACGCUAACGAGGAGGGCAUCGACAAGCUGACCGGCAUCAUCGAGCACACCAUGAGCAAGCUGAAGAAAGUCAAGAAGCACACGGAUCGACUAGAUAAACAGCUGAGCGAGCUACUCGGAAUGGCGGGCGAGAAGGGUGAAAAACCGGUCUCGCUCGCCGACAUGGAGACCAAGUACGUCGAGAUCAAGAACGUGAUCGCCGGCUUGAUGGGCGUUGCGCAGGAGGGCGGCAUGCCGGCCGCCUCCUCAGACGACCUGCGCUCGCUCGGCGCCGGCAUCGUCACCUGGAGCGGGCUGGAGGGCGCCCUGGAGGACGUCAAGGGCGACCUCAAGGCCAUGGACCAGCUCAGCGACGAGACUCUGAAGGCGGUGGAGCAGCAGCAGACGGAGGCCCGGCAGCAGGAACUGAUCGAACAGGGUGGCCAUGCGUCGAACAGUGAGACAAAGGCGAAGCGGUUACUGGCCCACCUCAGCGAGCUGCUGGACAAGCAUAAGAUUCUAGAGAAGCGUGUGUCCCAAAUGGAAGCGGCCCUAGGAGACAACUUCUCCGACAAGGUGAUAGAGCAGCUCACCCUGCUGAAGGCUUCCGCCUCCCAGAUCCAGGAGCUGCGUAUGAAGCUCAGCAUGACGGAGAAGGAGCAGAGUGGCGGCUGGAGCGACCUGGACGUCGUGGCCGAAGGGGAGAGUAGCAGCCAGGGCAGCUUCGUCGGCCCGUCACUGUCGCUGAAUCUCACUAGCCUCCGCGAGCCCUCGCAGAUGGACCUCAACCACCUGACCGACUGGCUCAACUACAACAAGGCGCGCAUGGAGCAGCUGGAGAAGGCGCUCGUCUCCCAGUCGGAGCAGGUGCGGGACUUCGGUGACCGUCUGGGGGACCAGGUCGUCUCGUUCCGUGACAAGCUGGAGCGGGUGGAGCGCGAGCUGGCCGGCAUGCUCGGCCGCCUCUCCUCGGCUGCCAACAAGCCCGGCAUGACGCGCGAGGACGCCGCUGCCUUACACGACGCCUACGCCAAGAUCCAGGCGCUGCAGAUGGACGUCGAGUCGCUCAGCGCCGUCUCCAAGAAAAUCGUCGACGACCGCGGCCAGAUCGACGACGAGCUGGCGAUGCUGAUUCGCGCCCUGGAGGAGCUCAAGGAGUGUAAGGUCGACCGGGCAACGCUGGACGAGCUGAUCGAGACCAAGGCUGACCGGUCCAGCGUCGAGAAGAAGGUCUCCAGCUGGCAGUUCGAGCAGGCGUGCCAGGAGCUCAGCGAAGGCCUCGGCUCCAUGCUGGAGAAGAUGGGCUCACAGGAGACCGAUUGGAUCCGCAGCGUGGACGAGAUCCACGCCGACCUGCACAAGAAGCUGGACCGCGUGGAGCUGGCGCCGCUGCGCCGCUACAUCAACUCCCGGCUCAAGAACAUCAUGGCCAAGCUGAACCGGCUGAUCGCCGAGGACGAGAGUCCCGACGCGUGCGCCACGCGCCGCAAGAUCAUCCGAAACCUCAACUGCCUCUCAUGCGACGACCCAAAGAAGAUCACGGGCCUGACGGCGGCGCCGGUGGUGCCCCUGCUGGAGCCGUUCCCACCGAGCGUAGGCGAUCGACACCAGAUCAGCUACCGCAUGGGCAACAUUCGACGCCAGCAGCAAAUGCGGUGCGAACCCUACAAGGAUAUGACGUCACACCAGGGCGCGUUCCGCAGCCAUAUCAAGCAGGAGAUCGACUACAUGACACACCGCGGAAUCCCCCACCACCCCACCUGUCCUCUCUACAAUAACAGGAUUCCGCAUGGCCGCUGUACGUGCGUGGCGACGCGCUUCUGCGGCGGCUCGCACACCAAGAUCAACUGCGUGGACACGCGCAUGCGACGAAUCGGCCUGGGCGCCCCGCUGAUGCCCAGCUCCAUGUCCGGGUCAUGCCCGGCUCUCUCCUGGCUUCUCCGCAUGAUCUCGUCAUGA
This is a messenger RNA of Pollicipes pollicipes, 2472 nucleotides long. RefSeq lists its product as uncharacterized. Bases 1 to 2472 code for a protein of 823 amino acids. NCBI's taxonomy places the organism in Eukaryota, Metazoa, Arthropoda, Thecostraca, Pollicipedomorpha, Pollicipedidae. The transcript has 18 exons. The record is from RefSeq and is a predicted model, not a curated record.